This is a messenger RNA of Leptopilina heterotoma, 1214 nucleotides long. Its product is annotated as syntaxin-1A-like. The transcript has 8 exons. Lineage: Eukaryota; Metazoa; Arthropoda; Insecta; Hymenoptera; Figitidae. Gene Ontology annotation, biological process: exocytosis; vesicle fusion; intracellular protein transport. The record is from RefSeq and is a predicted model, not a curated record. Bases 245 to 1081 code for a protein of 278 amino acids. Gene Ontology annotation, molecular function: SNARE binding; SNAP receptor activity. Gene Ontology annotation, cellular component: endomembrane system; plasma membrane; SNARE complex.
GCAUUUUUCUUCUUGUCUAUUUAAUAUGCAAGUCAUUUUUCGUUUAAUAAGUAAUCGUGAAGUGUGUCACACGGUAUUGUGAAUUUUUUUCCGUUUUUUUAAAUGAAAACGCACCUUAAAAUAAAGUUUAAAGAAGGGUCGAUGACUAAACUGAUAAAAGAAAAGAAAUUAUCAACCAUCAUCAACUGUUAACUGAUAAGUGUGAUAACGAGUUGGAAGAAGUUCAGUUUGUCACCGAACAACGAUGAUUCGUGACCGAAUGCCCGACUUGCAAAUACAACAAAGGAACAAUAAUUUUCUAAACAGAAGCAAUUCAUUUUUGCAAGAUGUACAAAUUCAGAUUCGACAAGACAAAAAACUCAAUCAGGUUCUUGAAGAUUCUGAGGAAAUUCGUAAUAUGAUACAACUUUUGGCUGAUAAUAUCGUGAAAGUAAAGGAAAUGCAAAAUAAUGUACUCACACACACGAAUAGAGGAUUUCAAAUGGAAUUGGAGAAUCGAAUUUUUACCAUUUCCCAAACAUCGAAACGAAUUCAAAGAAAACUUGUAGAAAUGGGAAAGCAGACGAUAAAAGUCGACGAACUCACAAUUGAAAGUGCAGCCGAUGGUCCAGCUCAUAAAAGAAUAAAAAUUCUCCAAUAUACCACAAUGCUGAAACUUUAUUCAGAUAUUAUACAAGAUUACAACGAGACUUUAAUUAAAUACCACGAAAAAUGCACAGCAUUAUUACAGCAACAAAGACUCUUAAUUCGAAGGCAAAUAUCGAGCGAAGAAUUCGAAGAAUUAAUGGACGCGCAAGAAACGAGUCUUUUUGUUGAUAACAUUUUAGUUGAUAUUCAAAUAACGAAGCAACAAUUGUCUGAUAUGGAAACGAGGCACAAGGAAGUGAAAAAAUUGGAAAAAUCUAUAACCGAAAUUCGUGACAUGUUUGUCGAUGUUGCUUUUUUAAUUCAAGAGCAGGGAGAACAAAUAAACAGUGUGGAAUUUUUCGCUGGAAAAACGAUGGACAAUAUUGACAGUGGCGGUCAAGAUCUUAAAGAGGCUAAGAAAAAGAGCGCAAAACUCCGAAAGGUACAAAUUUAAUAGAAAUUUUUUUUCUCAUUCCUCACCUUUCUUUCCUUUCCACUUUGAAUUGUUUUUCUUAAAAUUUUCCUUCUCUUUCUUCAUCAUUUUAAUUUAUUUUUCUCUUCUCUCCUUUAUUUCAAUUUUUUUUUCU